GUACAGGUAAAAAUGGCGGUUUGAUAAGAGAGUGAGCCUAUUUCGGAGCGUCUUACUGUUGCAACUGGGAGACAACAUAAACAAAUACAAUGGCCUCCGAAAAACGAAGUGAAAUUAGAAACAAGUCGGGUCUGAAGAAAAAGAAGAGCAAUUCUGGAGGUAGCCUUUUCAGCUGUACGAAAGGUCAGCAGGAUGAUUCCUCAAUGAUCGACGAACGGGAACAUAAGCUGAGGCUGAUAACGUUGGAAAAUGAGGAACUGCAGAAGCAGAAUAAGGAACUGAUGGAUGUUAUCAAGACCAUGGUGGAACAGAUGGAGAAAACUGUAAUAUUACAAAAUUGUAAAAAUGUUAUGUUCGGGGACGACGGAGUCAUUAAGGUCGAGGAAACGAUAGAUACUAAGAAAUUAGACAUAUACACGGACACCGUGAUUAAAACCUUAAAUAUUGCUGCAGAUGACAAGAAAAUGCUAGAGCUCACAGUUCGACGGUUGGAGGAAACACUUGGCAGUGUGGAAAACAAAAUGAACGUGAUGGAAGCUCAUUUCAGUGAUUUAACUGCAACACUGACACGAGAUUUCAAAAAGGCCGCCGAUCAGUUGAUGCAGCACAACUUGGAUAUUGCUAAUCAAUUUAGCGACGUGAGGACAAUAUUCCAAAGGGCCCAAGAUGAUAAAAUCAAUGAGACAAUGGAUGAGGAAGACGAUAGGAAGAUCAAAGCAGGGAUCAAUGCCAUAAGAGACUGUGUGAUCCCGACACCUGAUGUAACGGGCUCUACACUUCCAAUUCCCGCCAGAAAACUACACAAGAUGCUGACAAGCAAAUAUGGAAAGAUCCCUGUCGAGUUGGAGAUGCUGUUCACGUCUAGCUCUAAGGGUUACUACGAGUCGUCCGACACGUUUGAUAACACAGUCGCCCGGUGGCUAGUAGGAUGGGUUCGCAGUAGUGCUGACAACACAGCAGAUGUCCUACGGACGAAGCUGGCCAAUCUGAACAAGAUUGUCGACAUUGUCAGUGACAGUGAAGACUGAAAUUACGGUUAUCUUCAAGAAUCGGAGAGGUCUCACCCAGGAUUUCGUUUUGUAUGCGGACCGGCAAUCAUGUCAUCCAAUUGUAUGGACACACGCCUCUGUCGUUACUCUAUAUGACAGAGUAUCUUGGUAAUAAAUAUCCAAGUAAUAUUUUAUCAACAGAAGUGCUAUGUUAUCAACAAUAGUACCUUGUUAUCAACAAUAGUACUAUGUUAUCAACAAAAGUGCUAUGUUAUCAACAGUAGUACUAUGUUAUCAGCAUAAGUACUAUGUUAUCAACGGAACUACUAUGUUAUCAACAUAAGAACUGUUAUCAACAGUAGUGCAAUGUUAUCAACAGUAGUUCUAUGUUAUCAACAAUAGUACUAUGUUAUCAACAUAAGUACUAUGUUAUCAAUAUAAGUACUAUGCUAUCAACAGUAGUGCUAUGUUAUCAACAGUAGUGCUAUGUUAUCAACAGUAGUACUAUGUUAUUAACAGAAGUACUAUGUUAUCAACAGAAGUACUAUGUUAUCAACAGAAGUGCUAUGCUAUCAACAGUAGUGCUAUGUUAUCAACAGAAGUACUAUGUUAUCAACAUAAGUACUAUGUUAUCAACAGUAGUACUAUGUUAUCAACAGAAGUGCUAUGAUAUCAACAGUAGUACUAUGUUAUCAACAGGAGUACUAUAAUAUCAACAGUAAUACUAGUUUAUCAACAGAAGUGCUAUGCUCUCAACAGUAGUGCUAUGUUAU
Mizuhopecten yessoensis (Yesso scallop) is the source of this 1762-nucleotide messenger RNA. RefSeq lists its product as uncharacterized. The coding region runs from base 90 to 1028 and encodes 312 amino acids. The record is from RefSeq and is a predicted model, not a curated record. Lineage: Eukaryota; Metazoa; Mollusca; Bivalvia; Pectinida; Pectinidae. The transcript is spliced from 5 exons.